Messenger RNA from Lampris incognitus (smalleye Pacific opah), 1209 nucleotides. RefSeq names its product transmembrane protein 198a (gene tmem198aa). The transcript has 6 exons. The coding region runs from base 1 to 1209 and encodes 402 amino acids. Gene Ontology annotation, cellular component: plasma membrane; cytoplasmic vesicle. Gene Ontology annotation, biological process: positive regulation of canonical Wnt signaling pathway. The record is from RefSeq and is a predicted model, not a curated record. Lineage: Eukaryota; Metazoa; Chordata; Actinopteri; Lampriformes; Lampridae.
AUGACGUCGACCAAUCAGCUUUUGCUGUUUGGGUUGGCCCCGCCCCCCGGGCUACUGGGCGGGGCCGAGGGGGGUCUGAGGUGCAACCAGGAGAUUGAAAGGCGGUACCAGAUCGUUCCCUCCGUGGUGUGCUCCAUGUGCUGCCUGUUUGGCAUCAUCUACUGCUUCUUCGGUUAUCGCUGCUUCAAGGCGGUGAUGUUCCUGACAGGCCUUAUGUUCGGCUCUGUGGUGAUUUUCAUGCUGUGCUACAAAGAGACAGUGAUGGACACCCAACUGAGCGUGGAGGCCUCAGUGGGCAUCGGUCUGGGCAUCGGAACCCUAUGCGGCCUGGUGACCAUGUUGGUCCGCAGUGUUGGCCUCUUCAUGGUGGGCCUCUUACUGGGCCUACUAGUAGGAGUGGCUUCACUAGUGGUGAUGGAGGAGUUCUACCACCCCAAAACGGUUUGGGUUCCCCUGGGCAUCCUACUGGGUUCGGGAACGCUCUUCGCUGUGCUCACCCUCCAAUGGCAGCGCUGCUUUGUUACAUUCUCUACUGCCACCUUUGGUUCAGCUAUCAUCACCGUCACUGUGGAUUAUUUUAUUGAGCUGUUUACCCUGGUGCACUAUAUCUACGAUAGACUCUCGGUGGCAGAAAAGAGAUCGGUCUGCUGGUUUACCUGGGUCAUCUUAGGGGUGUGGCCUGUCCUGGCCCUCCUUGGUGUGUUGAUCCAAUGGAAAGUCACUGCGGAGGGAUACUCCCACACUGAGGUUGUGAUGAGUCGACAGCAACGUAGAGUUCAGCUCAUGCGUAUCCGCCAAAGGGAGGAGCGGUUGAAGAAGGAGAAGGAGAACAAGAAGAAGAAAAAACGACAGAACCAGAAGCCCAGCCACAAGCAGAAGAACCACAACCACCAUCACCACCACCACCCGCAGUACCACCACCCGGGGGCGCCCCACCCACAUCACCGUCAAACCCAGGGGUCCCAGCCGCCCAAAGUCCCACCUCCCCAGACUGAGCCUGGCUACCACCGCAAGACAAACCCUGUGCGCCGCUUUGACGGGGAUGUGCUCUCUCCGAGCUACAUCAGGGGUUUCAGAGACAGACAGACGGACAGACGGGCCUAUUCCCAUGGUCGCAUGAUGAGCCGCUCUCGUAUGGCCGAGCUGGAUUACGACUGUGGUUCCCAAGUGCCCCUCACAGCCCCAAGCGGACCUCUGGCGCGCGUCUGA